AUGGCUACAGCCUUAUUCACAAUUAUCGCGAUGGCUGCAUUCGCGUCUGCACCCACCGGUUUAGCUCAGUCUCCGGAACCAGACCACUUGGUUAACAAGUGUAUGGCUAAGAUAUCUUCAAGAUGUGCAAUGUAUGUCACGGCUGAAAUGUUUGGCCGUAGUCCAUUGAAACAAUACGGAUGUUGUCUAGAAAUUUAUCACAUGGGACGAGUUUGUCUUGACAUCGUGACAAAGCAUGUAACCGAGACGCUUGUGCCCAAGCUUAAUGGUGUUCAACAACAAGACUCUAUCGAGAAAAGCACACAAAUAUGGUAUCUUUGUGUUCCGGUUUAA
Arabis nemorensis is the source of this 333-nucleotide messenger RNA. The record is from the annotation of a GenBank genome assembly. NCBI's taxonomy places the organism in Eukaryota, Viridiplantae, Streptophyta, Magnoliopsida, Brassicales, Brassicaceae.